Molecule: messenger RNA, 861 nt
Organism: Brugia pahangi
Lineage: Eukaryota; Metazoa; Nematoda; Chromadorea; Rhabditida; Onchocercidae
Source: the annotation of a GenBank genome assembly
AUGGCAAUUGCAUCACUUUAUGCAUUUUUAUUUAUGCUUGGUACUUGUGGAAAUGCUGCUACGUUAGCUGUUGUAUUUCACGUUAGAUCUGUUGAUCCGAGAGCUCGACAAAAUGCUACUUUAACUUACAUUUGUGUUUUAAGUAUUAUUGAUUUUAUAAGUAUGCUACCAUUACCGAUGACAAUUACUGAUCAAAUAUUAGGUUUUUGGAUGUUUGGAACGACAAUUUGCAAAUUAUUUCGAUUAUUUGAGCAUAGUGGAAAAAUUUUUAGUACUUUAAUUUUGGUAUGUUUCAGUAUCGAUAGAUAUUGUGGAGUUUGUCAUCCAUUAAAGGUUGAAUUACGGAAAACAAGGACAGCUUAUUUUAUGCUAACAUUUAUGUUUUGUAUAACUUGCAUUAUGCUUGCUCCAAUCAUAAUUUUUGCUCAGUCAAAGGAAAUAAUUUUACACGAAAGUUAUAACAGGGAAAAGAAUGAAAUAACACGGCUACAUUUAUUCAAAUGCGCUGAUAAUUUAGACAAUAAAUUAUUUAUUUUAUUUAGUUUAACUUGCUUUAUUUUUGCUUAUCUAAUUCCAUUGCUAAUGAUGGUUUUUUUUUAUUUUCGAAUGUUACUAACAUUAUUUGAAAAGAGUCGAACGAUAAGAAACGGAAUGCAUGCAUUUUUUUUCCGGAAAUCCUGGAUUGAAGAUAAAAUACCGGUGAUAAGGAUUGCUACUUAUACACUUCUUUUAUGCUUAUUUCAUUUUGUUUGCUGGACACCAUACUGGAUAUCAGUACUUUAUUUACUUUAUCUUGAACUAUUUCCGCCACCUGAAUUUGAAAUGCCCAAUUUUCAGGACACCAUAUUGGAUAUCAGUUAA